AUUCAAAUCCCUCAUUCCUGCUGCAUAUAUAUCCCCCUCAACUUUGCAAACACACCCUUUUCUUAAACACUUGAAAAAAAAAUGAGUCCAGAUAUACUAUUUGAAGAUGUUUUGAUGAAGAUUGUCAUGUUUGUGGUUGUUCAAGCGCUCGUUUAUCUCAUCCUUUCCAAGUCAUCCAACAUUUUCUCCGACGACAAGAAGAAGAGAUCACUCAGCUUCAAGCCUGCUCGUUCUGUUAGCAUUCGCCGGAUGCUGGCUGCCAUCUCUGACUUACCUCAGGGCAGUGAGCCAUCGCCGUUGGCCUCAGCUACAAGAUCACCAUCGGCACAAGAGUAUCCCAUAUUCGAGGAAAAUCAAUCUUAAAUUGAUUUGGUUGUUCUUCUCCAUAGUUUGUGUGAAAAGAUAUUCUUUCGUUCUUCAAUUCGAAAUGUUUAAUGUGUAAUUUAAUAUGAGGUUUGUAACUAUAUAGAAUGAUAUUUGUAAUUUUAUGCACAAUUAAUUAGUUGAUUUUUCCUUAGCACUCCAUGGAUGUUCUUCUACCAUGUCCAAGCUAAUUCUUAGGUUU
Messenger RNA from Rubroshorea leprosula, 565 nucleotides. NCBI's taxonomy places the organism in Eukaryota, Viridiplantae, Streptophyta, Magnoliopsida, Malvales, Dipterocarpaceae. The record is from the annotation of a GenBank genome assembly.